Colletotrichum chrysophilum is the source of this 1638-nucleotide messenger RNA. RefSeq lists its product as uncharacterized. The transcript has a single exon. The record is from RefSeq and is a predicted model, not a curated record. Bases 1 to 1638 code for a protein of 545 amino acids. NCBI's taxonomy places the organism in Eukaryota, Fungi, Ascomycota, Sordariomycetes, Glomerellales, Glomerellaceae.
AUGAGCGUUAGUGACAAGCUGGACGAGGCCGAUUCCAGAGGUCGUCCAUCCAGCAGAUGGUGGGAAGCCGAUUCAACCGGGACAGCGGGCAAGCUAGUCGAAAGAUCCAAGCGUGAAUCCAAGUAUAUGGGCGUGCCGAAAGAAGCUCGAGAGGCUCUGCAGUGGAUGGACAGUCCUCAGACGCAGGCAAACCCUAGCGACGGGCGAAGUUCCAGCGAGUAUCCCCCGGAGAAAAUGGGAUGGCAUGAGCCCGACUCGGCAUCGACACCGCAGCAGCUGCGAUACUCUGCACAAUCUCUUGCUUCAUCCGGCUCACCCACAACUCCAAACCCAGCCCAUUUGGACGUGUCUCGCCUGGUCACCCUUCCGCCGCCCUAUCCUCGCCACCACCCGGCCGUGAACAACAGCCAUCCUGAACUGACAGAGACAAGAACUGCCGUUCGCCAACUGAGCGACCUCUCAGAGGUCGGAGUUACAAAGGAAAGGUUCCAGGUGACCAGCAACAAGAAGAGAGAGGAGGCAUCCAAAGCUGCAGCCGAGCGCCGACAAGCCCUCAGAGUCAAUCUUCAGCAGGAAGUUAACGUCGGCAACAUGACAUUUGCGGAGGCAUCGGCCAUUGAGCAAGAUUCCGCGGCGGCGGAGAAGGACAAGCUCAAAGAGCUUGGAAGGACAGAGUUUGAGCAAUUCCAAGCCCAGGUUGUGAUGCCCCUGAACGAGCUCGUCACUGGCCGCAUCGCAAAAGCCACGACCUUGUUCGACAAGCUGGCCAGUGGCUUGUUCGAUAAUGUCUCCAGCACUGCUGAUAUGCCACAAGAAGAAGGCGACGACAAGCCUGAGCUUCUCGAGAAGCUAACGCUUCUCAAAUGGAUCUUCGAGGCCAGAGAGAUGCUACACCGAGCCAUCUACGAUGUGCUCACCGAACGCAACGAUCGUUACCGAGAGGUCGUGCUGACGCCAUAUCGGCUCGCCGGCAACCAGGAGAAACUACAGAACGCUGUCGCUUUCUUUGCUGAAGACGCUGCCAAGCGCGAGCUGGCGUUCGCUCACGAGGUCCUGGCCCGUACCCAGGAGUUUCAGGCUGUUGUCGAACAAAAUGUCAUGCGUGGUGUCGAGGUGCAGCUCUCGGCAUUCUGGGACAUUGCGCCUCCUCUGCGCAGACUGCUGGAAAAGAUACCGCCUAACCUGGAUGAUUUCAACAUCCAAAUACCGAUGUCCGAGUACGAGGAGAACCCCUCGUACCGUGCACACCCACUACAAUAUCUUUUCAGCCUGCUACUGCAUACGGAGAAGAGUACAUACCAAUUCAUUGAAUCACAGACAAACCUCCUUUGCCUCCUGCACGAGGUCAAGGAGGCCGUUACGCAUGCCAAAGCCAAGGCCGUGCAGAGCGAGGGCGAGAACGCAGACGGACGGGAGUACAGCGCCGAGGAGCGCGAAGCACGAGCGCAGCACCUGCGCCAGGAGGAAGGCCAGAUGUUGACAGAUGAUUUGAAGGAAAAGGUGCGCGUUGUCCAGGACCAGUGGAACAGCGCCCUCGGCGAGAACAUCAAGAACGUCAAACAGAUGUUGGGAGAACAUCUCCUGCAGACCGGAGGGUGGGAUGAGACGCUAGAAGAAGGAGGCGUGGGUAGUGUGUAA